UGUAGCGUUGCUGCUGGCAUACUCAGAUUAGACUUCAUUUUGUAUAAACCGAGAGGAGACAAACAUGCCUUUCCUGGAUCUGGAAACAAAUCUCCCUUCGGAUAGUGUUCCAAAUGAUUUUGCAGAAAAGCUCUGUGUUGCUGCAGCCACCAUACUUAGCAAACCCAAGGAGAGGGUGAAUGCAUCAGUGAAGACUGCAGUUUCUAUGGUGGUGGGGGGCUCAGGGGCACCAUGCGCCCAGAUGCUUAUCUCUUCCAUUGGGGUUGUGGGCACAGCGGAACAAAACAAGGAGCACAGUGCUAAAUUCUUUCAGUUCCUGACUGAACAAUUGGGACUGGGGCAAGACAGGAUUCUGUUGCGGUUUCUACCCCUGGAGCCCUGGCAGAUUGGGAAGAAUGGAACAGUUAUGACUUUCUUAUGACCUCUAAUGAACUGGCAAACUGCAACAGGAGAGAAAACUCAUUCUUUAGAAACUGAAUAUGUUUUAAAUAUCUUCCUCAAUACUAAUUUACAAGAUAUAAGAAACUGCUCAAAUAGCAGAGCAGAAGAAUAUUGUACCAACAAUCACAGCAGAUUGGAAAUGUAAAUGUUUGCAUUGUUCAUGCUGCACAUUCCAGGCUGUAUUUGUAAAAUAAACCAAUCAGUAGUGUUGUA
This is a messenger RNA of Bombina bombina (fire-bellied toad), 654 nucleotides long. RefSeq names its product D-dopachrome decarboxylase-A. The record is from RefSeq and is a predicted model, not a curated record. Gene Ontology annotation, molecular function: phenylpyruvate tautomerase activity. Bases 65 to 421 code for a protein of 118 amino acids. Lineage: Eukaryota; Metazoa; Chordata; Amphibia; Anura; Bombinatoridae. The transcript has 3 exons.